CGAAUUUCUUAUUUUAUUGGGAAACUCUUUACAGAAAUGGCAGAUGACAUGGACCCGUGCGAGUGUCUGUGGAAUCAUGAAUUGGCGAUGCGGCGGCUUAUUUCGCUGCUUCGUCAAGGCCAAUCCUACUGCACAGACAACGAGUGUCUGGAGCAGUUACCAGGGCUGCCUCGCCCAGAAUCAGCCGGGAACAGUUUCCUGGUGAUGUUCAUCAUGAUGGCGCUUGCAGUCGCUAUGUACAUGAUGCGCCCGCGACGCAACCAGAUACAGGACGCCGCCAAGCCCGCGCCAAACUCGCACGACCGUGACGGCGCACCACCGACUCCACCAAGAAUUUAA
Messenger RNA from Parnassius apollo (apollo), 339 nucleotides. Lineage: Eukaryota; Metazoa; Arthropoda; Insecta; Lepidoptera; Papilionidae. The record is from the annotation of a GenBank genome assembly.